Molecule: messenger RNA, 2957 nt
Organism: Doryrhamphus excisus (bluestripe pipefish)
Lineage: Eukaryota; Metazoa; Chordata; Actinopteri; Syngnathiformes; Syngnathidae
Source: RefSeq, a predicted model, not a curated record
AUGUUCUUCUUGUGUGCAAGAACACUGAAUUUCCAUGAAGUCAUUGCAGAUGCAACAACACAGGAAACUACGAGGUCCUGCCUACUACUUACUUACUUAAAUUUAAAUCAGAAUCGAAGCUGCAACAAUCCAUGUGUUAUCAUUCAAAUCUUCAGGAUGCAAACUGGAUAUUUUCUGUUCUUUUUUAUAAUUCCUAUUUUUUCGGAGGGAUGUUGUGUGAAAAACUACCAACAUACAAAAAAAGGUCCUCGAGUGUAUCCAGCAAAGCAACACUAUAGAGUUGUGGAGGGUGAAAGGUUUAUUAUGCCGUGCACAAAUAAAACGGUAAAAUGGUCCAAGAUGACAGAAGACCAAGAAAAACAAAAUGAAGGUUUUUAUUGUGGAAGGGAGUUCUUCAUUAAAACCAAACAUUCUGGAAAUUACACUUUGCUUACCAGCCAAAUGUUCCUGCAUCUUCAGGUGUUACGAGAAAGACACCUGCCAUGUUACAAGGCCGAGGAGGGCGGUGUCAUGCUGCGUGUUGGUGCAGGCGGAAAAAUCCCCUGUCCGGGUCUCGCCUGUACAAAUAGCACCAAUUUCACUUGGUACAAGCGUGACAAAAGAGUGUCGGAGCAGCAUCGAACCUCCUGUGAAAAGAACGGCUUGUUGCACCUCUGCACCGUUAGCCAUUAUGACACGGGUCUAUAUUUCUGUGAUCAACACGUCAUAGAACAAGGACUGCAAUGGACAUUCCGGAGGGCUAUUCAUGUAACAGCUAUACCAUAUGAGAGCACAAAUGACUCUCCAAGGAUUACAUUUCCGAAUGGCAACACAACAGAGGAGGUGGAGCUGGGGGAGCCUCACACUCUGACAUGUCAGGUACAUUUUCCUUUUGAGGUCAACUUUUCAGCACAGAUACAGUGGUACAUGAAUUAUAGAGGAAAUAUGGACAAUAAGACGUUGCUGCACAGUGAGCGCCAACCACAGCGGAAAGUGACAUUUAAAGAGUUUAUGGUGACGGAGACAGCUACCAUACAGCAGGUGACUGCGCUACAUUUCGACCACAUGUACACCUGCAUAGCCACAAACUCUGUUGGAAACUGCAGUGUUACUGUUAAGCUCAAGAGAACAAUUCAAGUGAAAUGGCCAUCACUGGUUGGCUACCUUGUUGCGGCCUUGCUGUUGGUAGCCGGGCUGGUUAUUGUGUUGCAUGUGAAAUGGUUGGAACUGCGACUAAUCUACAUGUCACGCUUCAAACAUGGCAAAGAUGAUGACGAGGAAAAAGACUUUGAUGUGUUUUUGUCUUAUGUGUGGACAACUCGAUGUGUGGAGGCUGAUGGGACCCUUUCUUCUCUAUCAGGACCACGUUUACAAGAUUACCUAUCAGCACUGGAACUGUUCAGUUCUGGGGGCAAAACUGGUGACCAGAGGCCACCUGAAGUACUGAUUUACAAAGUCUUAGAGGACCUGUGGGGGUAUCGCCUCUGUCUGCUGGAGAGGGACAUUCUCCCUGGAGGAGCCUUCACGAAUGAUGUGGUUCAUGCAUUGCGAAGAAGUCAGAUCCUCAUCUGUGUUGUGUCUAAUGACUAUUUGUCGGACAGUGAUGCUGUGUUUGUUCUGGAAUCAGGAAUUCAGGUUUUGUUGCAAAACUCUUCCCUUAAAAUUCUGCUAAUAUGGACAAGUAAAACAUCCACAUCCUUCACUCAGCCAUAUUCACCUUUGCCCCCUGUGGUCCAAAGGGCCUUGAAGGUGCUACCCAGCCUGAACUGGACUUCGGGAAGAGCUACUAGCAACUUUUGGAGGUCACUAAGGAAGGCCUUACCCAAACACAGAGUUACCCAUAACACAUAAAUAUCUGCCAAAAUGUUUAUUGGGUUGUACGUUAAAACAUGUGCUCCAUAGUGUUUAGUCACAUCAUUUUUUAACUGAGAUUAACAUAUAACUAAUAUACGUACGUAACUUAUGACAUUAUUCAUUUAGGAGGAACAUAAAUGACAUAAGAGACAUGUGACAGAUUAAAUGUAACAUUUGUUUUCUUGGUUACAUUUUUGAGGUCACCACAAGCCAGCACAACACAAACAGCAAGCAUUAACAUACAUUCCAAGUGUAAACUUUCCAAUUUGGGUGAUAUGACUACAUCAAGACUGCAAUAUUUUUAUUUAAAUCACCCAAACUACUCAAAAUAUGUUGUAAUGACUUUUCAAUAGGCUUAAUACGACAAUAUUCCUCCAUUUUGCUACUCAUAUUUCAAAGGUUUGACAAGGUAAGGUGUAUCAUCUGGCUCUUUAAACACACUUUCAUUUUUAAGGAGAAAGCAGAUGAGAAAGCACGUGUAAUUUGAGAAAUUGUGACUAAACACCUAAGCACAACAGAGAAACACGGGCUGGCAAGGCUGGUGAAAACUACAGAGGUGAUGAGAAGCUAAAAAUCCGCACUCAUGCUCAAACAAAUGAAUUUAAAAAAAAAACAAAAAACAAUCACACUGCUAUGUACAUUUAUACACAAACAUGAAAAAAGCUAGCUUGGAAGUAUACCUAACCAGCUUCAGGUAUGAAGAAGCAGGACCAAAAGGAGCCGUCAUUCAUUCUUAUCGGCCAUUGGAUAUGAUGUGCAGCAAAUGUUACACGUUGCAUUUCAAACCAUUAUAGCUAUCUUAGUUUGACUUUAACUGUGGUAUGGUCUUCACAGUUUGUCUGCUUGGGCCUUCAGCUUCUUUUCCCAAAGUUUUUGGUGAUCAGAGAAGCCCUGCUUGCCCUUGUUAAAGGAAUUCGGUCCUGCCGAUGUUGGCGUCUCCCUGAAAAGAUGUCAGACAAAACACGCAUGUUAAAUCGUUUUGCUGUGGAGUCUGACUUUUUCAUUUUCAUCACUACCUGUCCACCAAAAUAGUACUUUGAAUGAAACGUUGUGAUCAAGUACACUUUUACUGUGCAGUGAAAUUGUGUAUUUGUCAAUAUACCUGCCAAUGUUCUUCAUCCUCA